ACUUCCACCGGUGCAGAUGUGGGGUGGGAUGGGGAUGUGCUCAGUGCCCAAACGCCGCCUCCAGAUCCGGGAACAGACCUGAAUUCUUCUGGAUCAGGAACUGUGCUGGGAACGGAGCUCCAUCUGCGUUCCUGGUGCAUGCGGCCCCACGGGGUGCGAGCAGCAGGCAAGGGUUAAACCCCACUGCAUUCACCCACAGAAAGCCAAGCCCAGAUUAACCGCUGCAGGACGUCACUUUCCAUUACGGGAAGGGCUCCCGAGGCAGCUCCCGGGCUGGGAUUACGGGCUGGCACAGCGGCGCUGCGAUGCGCGGGGCGAGGAGCUGCUGCUGAGCGGGGCCAUGUGGGAUUGCGCCCGCACGGCGCUGCUGGGCUCGCUGCCCAUGGGCUCCGCACACCUCUGGGUGCAGAUUCGGGCCUUCUGGCGCAAGAACGGCCUCCUGACCCUGUCCAUGCUGUCGGUGGCCACCGGCUGCCUGCUGGGCUUCCUGCUGCGGGCGCUGGAGCUGACGGAGCUGGUAAGGAUGGGGUGGGAGCAAAGGGAGCAUGGAAGGGCUCAGCCCUGAACGCGCAGGCUCCUGUCUGAGAACAACCUCUCGCAGAUGGGUUUUCUUCUUAUUUUGGCCCCAGAGUGGCAGGACAAAUCCUGCAUCCCUCCGCUGGGGACCCUGCUGCGCUGCUGCAGGGGGUGGGGGGGAGGGCAGCUGCUGCCCUGUGCCCUGGGCUGGGUGCUCACUGCUCCGGGCCAUCCGUGGCACAGCAGUGCCGGUAUCCCACAGCCGAGCUCCUCUACUGCUGGUGCAGGUGCUCAGCAUCCAGCCGAGUCCAGCACAAACCACACCAGAUUCCCAGGGGUCCCCUCCUGUUCCCAAAGGGCCAUUAAAUGUCAUCGUGCUAAAAUCACAGUGGUUAUAAGUCAGCCCAGAUCUAUGGGAUGCUCAGCUGCUGCUGGCACAUCCCCACGUAACCUGCGGGGAUUUGGCAUUUGUCACUUCAAUUACACCCUGUAGCAUUACUGCCUGCAGCGAGGAUGAUCUGACUUAACUGAAGCGGGGUGUAAUCCCACUGCACCCCAAUGCACGUGGCCAUGAGAGUGGCAGCAUCCCGCUGCCCCUGGUCCUGCCCCUACCCCACAAUGCCAGAGAAAUCCACAUGGCACUGGGGAAGGUUGGGCAGAGGAUGGAUGGAGAGAUGUAGGGAUGUAGGGAGGAAUAGAGGGAAGAAGGGAGGAAUGGAGGGAGGGAGGGAUGGAAGGAGCCUCCAGAAGGACAUGGAUGGAUAGAGGGACAGACAGAUGGAGGAUGGAUGCAUGGGCAGAAAGAUGGAAGGACAGGCAGUUGGUGGGGGGUAGGAGGACGGGGGCAGGUGGGCACACAGAGGGGUGGGAGCAUUUCUGCACUCUGCUCCCAGGGAAAAGUGCAGCAACAGCUGGAGCAACCGAAGUGUGGACAUGGGGCUGUUCCCAUAGGGAGAUGGGCCUUUGGAAUGGGAACUGGCUCAACACCCCUCCUCAGCUCCUGGACGGAUUUCCCCAUGGGUUGGGAUUUCUUCCCCCCAGCAGAUCUGGGGGAUCCCUUAGGAUGGGCAGCGAAACCACACUGUCACACCUGGGGACCGAGCUCAUAUCUGGAUCCCAUUGGGAAAAAGAGCAAAUCUGCCCUGUUUGAGCCCUUCGCCCACAAUCAGUGCACACCUCCCUACUUCUACCCUUCCCAAUGCUCUGCUCCCUGCAGGAGAAGCAGUACUUCUCCUUUCCUGGAGAGCUGCUCAUGAGGAUGCUGAAGAUGCUGAUCCUGCCACUGAUCACCUCCAGCCUGAUGUCCGGGCUGGCCACCAUGGAGCCCAGGGCCUGUGGGAAGAUGGGGGUGAUCACCAUCACCUAUUACCUUUGGACCACUUUCAUGGCGGUGACGAUGGGGAUCAUCCUGGUAGUCAGCAUUCACCCCGGUGCGGCCGCGCAGAAGGAGGAUUACUCUGCAGGGAAGGUGGUGCUCAGCUCCGCCGAUGCGCUGCUGGAUUUGAUCAGGAACAUGUUCCCUUCCAACCUGGUGGAAGCAUCCUUCCAGCAGUAUCGAACCGUUAUUGUCCCAGUGGUGAAGUCUCCACGAUUUCCAACAAUCCCAGGGAAAUCCCUCAGUUUUAUUUACUUUGCUCCGGAUGAAGAAAACCCUGAAAUCCACCGACCCGUGUUUCUUGAGCUAACACCAUCUCCCGAAAUGACGUACAGGACCCUGCCAGGGACCAGCAACGAGAUGAACGUCCUUGGGAUCGUCAUCUUCUCUGCAACCAUAGGGCUCCUCCUGGGAAAGAUGGGUGAGCGAGGAGCGCCGCUGGUCAACGUGUGCCAGUGUCUGAACGAAGCUGUGAUGAAAAUCGUCUCCAUGGCUGUCUGGUAUUUCCCUUUCGGCAUCGUGUUUCUCAUUGCUGGGAAGAUCCUGGAGAUGGAAGACCCAUCGGUUACAAGCCAGAAGCUGGGGCUGUAUGCCAUCACCGUGGUGUCGGGGCUGGCCAUCCAUGGACUUGUGCUCCUACCGCUGCUCUUUAUACUCAUCACCAAGAAAAACCCCUAUGCUUUCAUUAAGGGGAUACUGCAAGCUUUACUGAUUGCCUUAGCUACAUCUUCCAGCUCGGCGACCUUGCCCAUCACCCUUAAGUGUCUUCUGGAAAACAACGGCAUAGACCGGCGUGUGGCACGCUUUGUCCUUCCUGUCGGUGCCACCAUCAACAUGGACGGCACGGCGCUGUAUGAGGCAGUUGCUGCCAUCUUCAUCGCCCAGGUCAACGAGUACGACUUGGAUUUGGGGCAGAUCGUGACAAUAAGCAUAACAGCAACUGCGGCGAGCAUUGGGGCGGCCGGGAUCCCACAGUCGGGACUCGUCACGAUGGUCAUCGUGCUGACCUCGGUGGGGCUGCCCACUGCUGACAUCACGCUCAUCAUUGCAGUGGACUGGGCCCUGGACCGAUUUCGGACCAUGACCAAUGUCCUCGGGGAUGCGCUGGCUGCUGGCAUCAUACAACAUGUCUGUGAGAAAGACUUUGCCCCAAAGCCCCCCAGGCAAGAUACAGUGAGCGACACAGACAAGUUUCCUUCUGCAGAGCCCCCACUUCUGCAUCCCAAAGACAACGUGAUCCAACUGCUUGAGGACACCCUGUUCGAGCAGAUGGGAGUGCACUACAACAUCUGCCAGGUGUAGGUUGCAGCUCUCCCACCGCAGGACGGGACCUCGGUGCUAAGCAUUCCCAAUGCCACACACGGCUGCUCCGCGAGACAAAGGCCUUAUCUGGGGCAGCAAACCCCUCUCUAUCCUUUCUACCCUGCUGCCUGGAGCUGAGGACACGACCGGACUGACUGCCCUGCCUAUAGCAGUUGGGUUAUGGCACAGCCCUGUCCUUCCAUGAGGCUGCUCAGGGGAUUGGGGAACAGCUACGAGGUGAUGGCAGAGAGCAGCAGAGGUGGAACUGGAGCUGUCAUCUUAUGGCAGCAGCCUCUAUCUGCUGCCCAGGCUGCAUGCCAUCAGGUGUUAAUAGUUAUUUUUAAACCUUUUUAUAUACACUAAUACAUACCAAUAUAUAUUACAUAUUAAUAUAUAUACAUGCAUAUCUUUUAGGUUCUCAUCUGAAAA
Molecule: messenger RNA, 3622 nt
Organism: Meleagris gallopavo (turkey)
Lineage: Eukaryota; Metazoa; Chordata; Aves; Galliformes; Phasianidae
Source: RefSeq, a predicted model, not a curated record